AUGUACACGAUUGAGGAAUCAUUUUUGACCAUGGAAUCAUUUAUUUGCCAUUUAUAUGGUUUAAAAAAAAUAGCUGAUGUUAAUCGUGCCCGAAUCGAAAUUUUUAACAAGACAUACAAAGUGAGUGAUACAACUCAACCGUUCUCCUUAAACGUCAGAAAUUAUGAUGCUUGUAACCUACCACCAUGCCAAUCAGAGCUACGGCAGCAUUUAUUACGAACUAAAUAUAUCGCAUGCUUAUGGCGAAAUGCUCACUAUCGUAAUAUCAGUGAGAUGUCACCAACCGACUUCGGCUGGAAGAAUUUUGAUGGCAAGUUGGAGAUGAUAUGGUUUACUGGAAAUUCAGCUACCAGAAGCAUACGAAGAUAUUGUCAUACGCAAGAUAUGGAUAAAAAUGAAGAAUCGGAUUUGAAUUUCCAAUAUGAGGACGAUUCAACAGACGAAGAAGAUUGA
Messenger RNA from Psylliodes chrysocephalus, 453 nucleotides. NCBI's taxonomy places the organism in Eukaryota, Metazoa, Arthropoda, Insecta, Coleoptera, Chrysomelidae. The record is from the annotation of a GenBank genome assembly.